GCAUUCACAGGAAGUAAUGCAAUGUUGACGUGUAUUUUACUGGUAGUCUUAAAAACUUCCUAUUUCGUAUCAUCCACUUGUCAAAGCUGGACAUCAUUUAACCGCAACUUUUACUGACAUUCGGUGAAUUUUGAUCCCUGGGCGACACAACAGCACGUGACGAUGUCGGGAGAAAUAUCAAUGAUCGGUUCGGUGAUCCUGGCCCUGUUCCUGGCUGGCUACCUGGGCCAGCAGUACUUACCUCCCCCCAAACCGAAGGUGAUCGGCCUGGACCUGGGCACUACCUUCUGCUCUGUCGGCGUCUUCCACCCGGGCAGCGGGGAGGUGGAGGUGAUAGCAGAUGAAGAGGGCAGGAUGAGCAUCCCCAGCGCCGUCUCAUUCACAACAACUGCGGUGCUGGCUGGACAUGAAGCCGUGGACCUGGCCGACAGCAGCCCUCAAAACACCAUCUACGAUGCCAAGAGGUUCAUCGGAAAGAUAUUUGAGCCGGAGGUCCUGGAGCAGGAGAGUGCUCGGUACCCGUUUAAGGUGAUUAAUAAUAAUGGAAGUGCAGAGUUCCUGGUCUCCACCAACCGUACCUUCACUGUGACCCCGGAGUUCAUCGGCUCCAGGCUGCUGCUGAAAAUGAGGAAGAUGGCCGAGCGACAUCUGGGUGUCCCCAUCCAGAAAGCUGUUAUCUCGGUGCCCGCAGAGUUUGACGAGAGACAGAGGAACUACACCGUCAGGGCCGCCAGCCUCGCUGGUCUGGAGAUCCUGCGUGUGAUCAAUGAGCCCACAGCUGCAGCCAUGGCCUACGGCCUGCACAAGGUGGAUGUGUUUAACGUGCUGGUGGUUGACCUCGGGGGCGGAACACUGGAUGUUUCUCUGCUCAACAAACAGGGAGGCAUGUUCCUCACCAGAGCCAUGGCAGGCAAUAACAAGCUGGGAGGUCAAGACUUCAGCCAGAGGUUGCUCCAGUACACCACAGAGCGAGUCCGACAAGAGUUUGGCGUCCCGCCCACUCUCAAAGAGGACAUCCAUCACCUCCGACAGGCUGUGGAAGCUGCGAAGCUCAACCUCACCCUCCAACCCAGCGUCACCAUCAAAGUGCCCCUACGCCUUAACAUUCACGAGAGCUCUGAGUCACCUGAAGGCUCUGCUGCUGCUGCUCCGGUUCUUUUCCAGGCUGCAGUCACACGCGAGCUCUUUGAAGAGCUCAAUGAGGACCUCUUCCAGAAGAUCCUGGCUCCAGUUGAGACUGUAUUAGCAGAGGGCCACUUGGAGAAAGAGGACGUGGAUGAGAUUGUUCUGGUUGGAGGGUCCACCAGAAUACCGCGGAUCAGGAGGCUAAUCAGCGAGUACUUUGGGAAGGAGCCCAACACAUCUGUAGACCCUGACCUGGCUGUGGUCACGGGUGUGGCCAUUCAAGCUGGCAUCAUGGGUGGCUCCUGGCCCUUACAAGUGAGCGCCAUAGAAAUCCCCAACAGACACCUGCGCAAGACGAACUUCAGCUAAUAUUACCCACAUAAAAGUGAUGCCGCAGUGACUUGCCACUGAUUCCUAACUUCUGUUAUGUGCAUAAUCUAAAAUCUGCUGACAAACGACCAACAAGAGGCACUGUCACCUGAAUGGACACAUGCAAGGUAGACUGCGGUAGGAGAAAAAGAAGCAAUGAAUACUUACUAAAACAUGCCAACAUGAGGCGUUGUAAUUGAUAAUUAAUCUGCAGAAGUGAACGGCUCUGUUUCUGUUUAUAAAGUGACAGCUGCUUGUGCUGUGCACAAAGCUUCAGCUGACAGAGAAUCAGCUCAGUGAGAUACUAAACAAAUGUGAAUGAGAAGCCCCUCAAAGGGUGACCCUUCUGUCAUGAGUCUACUGGUCAGCUUCAUUGACAGUACUUUUUCAUGGUAGAUAAUUAAAUGGAGUUCAAUUCAGGGAACAGCCGCUAUUGUAAUGGACUGAAAGACUAACCAGUACGUCUUCAGCUAUUUAUUUAUUUAUUCUCAUCAGCUGUGUGUUCUUCUGGAAGUGUGUAUGUAUGUAUGUAUGUAUGUAUGUACGUAUGCAGGUGUUUUGCAAGCCUUUAAUGUCUUUUUACUGUUUUGCAUCACGUUGACAUACAGUAGAGUGAGCUUGUGCCUUUGCAGAAAAUUGCAGUGCAGAGGUUCACUGCUGCACCCUAGUGGUUCAGUGAGAGGGCCUGUUCCAGGUCCCUGUUGUGCUUUGUUUGUUUGUUUUAUUACCCACCGUAAGUCAUGAAGGAGAACCUCGGUGUGAAGAUGUAGUUACGACCAGUUCAUUUCAAACAUAUAGACUACUCACCUCAACAAUGAAUAAGGUGUUGUGGCGAGGUGCAGAAAUAGAUGACGGUGCAUGUUGGAAAACAACCUACUGUACACACUGUAGCAUCACCGUCCCUUUGAAUAGAAUCUAGGCUGCAUUGCUUGCAGUGACAGAGGAAUCAUGCUCAGUGCUGCACGCUGAGGACUUCCAGGACUCGUUGGCCAACUUUUAUAGUUUUUUUGUGCAAUGAUGGGCACAUUGUUUGGAAGAAACAAAUAUUUGUGCCGCUUAGCUGAGUUAAGUACCAAAGCUUGCUUUUGCUGCUGUAGGUAUGAAAGGUCAACUCUUGUAGUCCCAUAGGAGGACCAAAGCAUUGCUUACUGGUGCCUUGUGUAUUUGAUACAGUAUUAGUUGUUGUCAGGGUGCCUCAAAUGUGAGAUGAGAUUUAAUAAUUUAGUGAGUGUGACCUGAUGCUUAUUGUGGUGGACAGCAGGAUGGUUAUUGUAUCAGUACGAAUGUUGAUUUUCAUUUUCAUUCCAAAAUUCUCUUUGGAAAAUAUUAAACCCAGAAGUGUUUAUGUCUGAAAUACAAAUAGUCCUUUUAUCAACAUUUUCAACCUGGCACUAAACACGUCAACAUUCCUUCAAAAAAUAUCACAACUUUUUUUUGGGCAGAUGUCAUCAAUGAGUUGUGUAUAUUAAUAUUUAUUAUUUUCCUAAUAUUGUGUUGUUCAUGUUGGAUCUGAGAUUUGGAUGUAACACAGCAUUUAGAAAAGAUGAAGCAAGUUCGAGAUACUUAAUGCAUCAUCAGUCCCUGUUGAUAUCGGGAAAAAAACGAGGAUCUAUUUUUAUAUCAUGUUCUACUCCCUGUCAGAGUCCAGCUACCAAAAAAGGACAAGGAAGUUAAUCUGUAACAACAUACUUUCCAGCUAAUUAAAAAUCAUUUUUUUCCCAACA
Messenger RNA from Scatophagus argus, 3218 nucleotides. RefSeq names its product heat shock protein 70 family, member 13 (gene hspa13). Gene Ontology annotation, molecular function: ATP hydrolysis activity; ATP-dependent protein folding chaperone; misfolded protein binding. The record is from RefSeq and is a predicted model, not a curated record. Gene Ontology annotation, cellular component: cytosol; cytoplasm; plasma membrane. NCBI's taxonomy places the organism in Eukaryota, Metazoa, Chordata, Actinopteri, Scatophagidae. The coding region runs from base 163 to 1494 and encodes 443 amino acids. Gene Ontology annotation, biological process: vesicle-mediated transport; protein refolding; cellular response to unfolded protein. The transcript is spliced from 5 exons.